AUGGCCCCCCACAGCCUGCGGCUGCUCCUGGUGCUGAGCUGUGUAGCCAGCACUGAAGUCCUGGGUAACGUCCUCGUGAGACCCAGCUGUGCUCCUGGAUGGUUUUACCACCUGUCCAGUUGCUACGGAUACUUCCGGAAGCUGAGGAGCUGGUCUGAAGCUGAGCUCGAGUGCCAGUCCUACGGAAACGGAGCCCACCUAGCGUCUCUCCAGAAUGUAAAAGAAGCCGCCAUCAUAGCAAAACACAUAACUGGCUACCAAAGAAACCAGCCCGUGUGGAUCGGCCUGCAUGACCCACAAAAGAGGCAACAAUGGCAGUGGAUCGAUGGGGCCUUCUCUGGCUACAGAAGCUGGUCUGGCGCGUCCAGGCGUAGGGACGAGUACUGUGUGGAGAUGAGCUUCAAGGACAAUUUUUUGACCUGGAAGAGCAAUGACUGCAGCAAGCACCAGCACUUCCUGUGCAAAUACCAGCCAUAGAGCGAGCAUCCAGGCUGAGCCCAUACCGCGCGGGCCCCUGUCCCCUUCCCUCUGUGCGCGCUGGCUGCCUCUGAUCAUCAUCUUCGAGUAAACAUAGCAACUGAGGCUGAUGAGGCCCUUAUUGGACUCACUUUUUUAGGUUUGUUAGAAGCCAAGUCCUCAACACUGGUAGGGCAGUGGCUUCUAGCUCUAAAGGUCACCCCGGGAUCUG
This is a messenger RNA of Mirounga angustirostris (Northern elephant seal), 688 nucleotides long. It is a transcript of the gene REG4, whose product is annotated as regenerating family member 4. Gene Ontology annotation, molecular function: peptidoglycan binding; oligosaccharide binding; signaling receptor activity. Lineage: Eukaryota; Metazoa; Chordata; Mammalia; Carnivora; Phocidae. The transcript has 5 exons. The record is from RefSeq and is a predicted model, not a curated record. Gene Ontology annotation, biological process: venom-mediated disruption of cell wall in another organism; antimicrobial humoral immune response mediated by antimicrobial peptide; response to peptide hormone. The coding region runs from base 1 to 477 and encodes 158 amino acids.